This is a messenger RNA of Cornus florida, 1689 nucleotides long. RefSeq names its product low affinity inorganic phosphate transporter 8-like. Gene Ontology annotation, biological process: phosphate ion transport; transmembrane transport. The record is from RefSeq and is a predicted model, not a curated record. Gene Ontology annotation, cellular component: membrane. The coding region runs from base 1 to 1689 and encodes 562 amino acids. Gene Ontology annotation, molecular function: phosphate transmembrane transporter activity. The transcript has 2 exons. Lineage: Eukaryota; Viridiplantae; Streptophyta; Magnoliopsida; Cornales; Cornaceae.
AUGUCUGAUGAAACCCGAGCUGUGUUCUCGGCCCUUGACAAUGCUAGGACUCAGCUCUACCAUUUUAAGGCAAUUGUUAUUGCUGGGAUGGGAUUCUUCACUGAUGCUUAUGAUCUGUUUUGCAUCACUGCAGUCAGUAAGCUUAUAGGCCGCCUUUACUACUAUGAUCCAUCGAAACACGACCCUGGAAAGGGCCCAGGUCCUGGUGCUCUCCCAAUCAAUGUCAACAAUGCCAUCACUGGUGUCGCUUUAUGUGGAACCCUGGCAGGGCAGCUCUUCUUUGGAUGGCUCGGGGACAAACUCGGGAGGAAGAAGGUUUAUGGCAUCACUCUGGUCACCAUGGUGGGGUGUGCAAUUGCUUCAGGCCUUUCCUUUGGCUCCACAGCAAAAGGUGUGAUCACUAGUCUCUGCUUCUUUCGGUUCUGGCUGGGGUUUGGCAUCGGAGGGGACUAUCCUCUUUCAGCUGUAAUAAUGUCAGAAUACGCCAGCCAAAAAACGCGAGGGGCGUUCAUUGCUGCUGUCUUUGCAAUGCAAGGAGUAGGAAUUCUCGUUGCAGGGAUCGUGGCCAUGAUUGUAUCCACCGCGUUCUUGCAUGCUUACCCUGCUCCCAAAUUCCGGGAUGACCAUGUCAUGUCCACUCAGCCAGAAGGGGAUUUUGUGUGGCGGAUUGUGCUGAUGUUUGGUGCUGUUCCAGCAGCACUGACCUUCUAUUGGCGUUUGAAAAUGCCAGAAACUGCUAGGUACACCGCCUUAGUGGCGGGAAACCACAAGAAGGCAGCUGCAGAUAUGGCAAAAGUCCUGGAAACAGUCAUACCUACUGGAGAAUCAAAUUCUAGGCAGGUUCAAGUUGAUCCCAAAUCCUCAUAUAAAUUAGUCUCCAGAGAGUUCCUGAGAAGGCAUGGACUUCACCUUCUUGGAACUACCAGCACCUGGUUCUUGUUGGAUAUUGCCUUCUAUAGUCUCCAACUGACUCAGAAGGAUAUUUAUCCAGCCACAGGAAUGGUACAUAAGGCCUCAAGCAUGAAUGCAAUAGAAGAGGUAUACCAACUUUCUAGAGCAAUGAUCUUGGUUGCGCUUUUUGCAACUGUGCCCGGUUACUGGUUCACUGUUUUUCUCAUCGAUAAGAUUGGAAGGUUCAUAAUACAGCUCGGCGGAUUCCUCUUGAUGUCCAUUUCCAUGGCAAUAAUGGGAAUUAAAUAUGAAGAAUUUAGAGGUCCAGACUUUGACUUCUGUGGUGGAAAGCAAAAAUUAUUCCCCUUCCUCUUUGGAGUGACCCUUUUUUUUGCAAAUUUUGGACCCAACAGCACGACAUUUAUUGUGCCAGCAGAGCUUUUCCCAGCAAGGUUUCGGUCAACUUGCCAUGGGAUAUCAGCAGCAGCAGGAAAAGCAGGAGCCAUUAUCGGUGCAUUUGUGGUGCAGAAUUAUACUCAAGACGCAAAAGGUAUCAAACAGGCAAUUAUAGGGCUAUCUGUGGUGAAUUUGAUUGGAUUCUUCUUCACUUUCUUAGUGCCAGAAACAAAAGGCCGGUCACUUGAAGAAAUUUCCGGAGAGGACAAGGAUCUUGGUGCCGGUGGGAAUGAAGUCUAUGGAGACGACAAGAAUCUUGGUGGCGGUGGGAAUGAAGCCAAUGGAGAUGACAAGACAAGGAACAACAGUACUGAAAUGUUACCAGCUUCUGAUAUGGUUUAG